Molecule: messenger RNA, 1711 nt
Organism: Cydia amplana
Lineage: Eukaryota; Metazoa; Arthropoda; Insecta; Lepidoptera; Tortricidae
Gene: fkh
Product: silk gland factor 1
Exons: 1
Coding region: 200-1252 (350 amino acids)
Biological process (GO): regulation of transcription by RNA polymerase II; cell differentiation; anatomical structure morphogenesis
Molecular function (GO): protein domain specific binding; transcription factor binding; RNA polymerase II cis-regulatory region sequence-specific DNA binding
Source: RefSeq, a predicted model, not a curated record
CGGGGCGAGGAGCGGGGGUCGCGCGGGCGCGGGCGCCGUGCGCGCGCAGCGGGGGGCGGGGCGCCGCCGGCCCCGCCCCCUCGGGCGCCAAUCCGCGGCGGCGUGGAGGGGCGGCCGGGCCCCUGGCCUCUAUUUACUCUUUCAAUCAGUGCGAGUGUUUGCCCCUGGCCGGCGUGCACGCGCGGGUGAUGCGCUAGCCAUGAUCUCGCAGAAGCUGUCGUACGGCGACGUGCCGACGUCCGCGGCGCUGAGCUCGCUGUCGCCGGGCCUCGCGCCGCCCUACGUGAACAGCAUGGGCUGCAUGCCAGCCCAGCCCUACCCGAACCUGUACUCCAACAACAUGGUGGCCGGCGGCUCGUGCAUGGGCUCCCCGGGCGUGGGCUACUCGCCGCCCAGCACCAUGGCGUCCUGCAUGGGCGGCGCCGGCGGCGUGCCCUACGGGUCCCUGCCGAGAGAACAGGAGGCCGCCUCGCCGACCUCGGCGCUCCAGCGAGCGCGGAACGACAAAACCUACCGCCGCUCCUACACGCACGCGAAACCGCCCUACUCCUACAUCUCGCUCAUCACCAUGGCCAUCCAGAACAACCCCACGCGAAUGCUGACGCUCUCGGAAAUCUACCAGUUCAUCAUGGAUUUAUUCCCGUUCUACAGACAAAACCAGCAGCGCUGGCAGAACUCCAUCCGGCAUUCGCUAUCUUUCAACGACUGCUUCGUGAAAGUUCCGCGGACGCCCGACAAGCCCGGGAAAGGGUCGUUCUGGACGCUGCAUCCGGACAGCGGGAACAUGUUUGAGAACGGCUGUUUCCUCCGUCGUCAAAAGCGAUUUAAAGAUGAGAAGAAGGAGGUGAUUAGACAAGCGCAGAAAGCGACGCACGGGCACGGACAUCACGGGGGGCACGAGAAGAGAGAUCACCACGAUAAGGGCGGGGAGCUCCGCGCGCCUGGCGGCGGCGUCGGCGACGACAAAGAGAUGCGUGACGAGCUGCUCGCUCAGCUCCACGCCGCGCCCGAGCUGUGCCUGCCCGAGCACACGCCGCUCGCGCUGGAGCACUACGCGCAGCUGAAGCAGGAGCCGCCGGGGUACGCGCCCGCGCCGCACCCCUUCAGCAUCACGCGGCUGCUGCCCGGAGCCGACACCAAGUCCGACCUGAAGAUGUACGACGUCAACUACGGGUACGGGCACUCGGCGGAGAACUACUACCAGUCGUCGCUGUACCACCACCACCACGCGCACGCGCAGCCGCCCUUGUGACAGUACCCGCUGGCGUAGGCCCGCCGCGGCCCCUGGCCCGGCGCCGACGCCGCGCUCUAACCGCGCAAGUAAGUCAACGGACUCGGCAUUAAAAUCUCAUUAAAUUAUUGAUAUUGGACUCCUGAGUGAGCGUGAUUUGUGUUCUGGUGAUAUUCUAAGACGGUUUGUGUAAAUACGCUAUUUUGUCCAAGCCUAAGUAUCGUUAUAGAAGCGUCGCGUUGUCGCGUUAGGCCUAAUUGUGGAACUUGCGAAAGUGUCCUUUAAAGUCCUUCUGAGCGUCUCCGUCGGCUCUUUUGAAUCAAAUUACAAUAUAAAUAAAAUAAGUGAUCGUUGAGCUUUCUGAUGAGUCGUUUUGUAACUGAAAUGAGCAGAAAUAGAGCUAAUCAGUUGCAUUAGACGAUCGAUACGUUAUCAACAAAACUGUACCUAUCAGUCGCCCGUGGCCGUAGGUAAUACUCG